CUGAGACUUGAACGGAACAAGAAUCCACUGUUCCCCUCCCUGACCUCGUGUUCCUUACCCUCUAUGAAACACAUCUCCAACCAUGAAUGAAGUAAAUAUAAUCAGAGAGGGAUGGCUUCACAAAAGAGGUGAAUAUAUCAAAACAUGGAGGCCGAGGUACUUCAUCCUGAAAAAUGACGGUUCCUUCAUUGGCUACAAAGAGAAACCUGAUCUUAACGACCAGAUUUCACCUCCCCUCAACAACUUCUCAGUGGCAGAGUGUCAGUUAAUGAAGACUGAAAGACCCCGGCCUAACACAUUUGUAAUCCGUUGCCUACAGUGUACCACUGUCAUUGAACGCACCUUUCACGUGGACAGUAAUGAGGAGAGAGAAGAGUGGAUGCGUGCAAUCCAGUCGGUGGCAAAUAGUCUGAAGAUGCGAGAACAGGAGGAGGAGGAGGAACCAAUGGAUCUGUUUGGCUCACCCAGCGAAAGCAGCCUGGAGGAGAUGGAGGUGUCUCUGACCAAGAACGGCUCCAAAGUGACGAUGAGUGACUUUGAGUACCUGAAGCUUCUUGGAAAGGGGACGUUUGGGAAGGUGAUUCUGGUCAAAGAGAAGUCUACCAGUGUACAUUAUGGCAUGAAAAUACUGCGCAAAGAGGUCAUCAUAGCCAAGGAUGAAGUGGCACAUACAGUUACAGAAAGCAGAGUGUUACAAAACACAAGACACCCCUUCCUAACGACACUGAAGUAUGCCUUCCAAACUCACGAUCGACUCUGUUUUGUAAUGGAAUACGCCAAUGGAGGAGAGCUCUUCUUCCACCUGUCCCGGGAAAGAGUGUUCACAGAAGACCGGGCGCGCUUCUACGGUGCUGAGAUUGUGUCGGCACUCGAGUACCUCCAUUCACGUGAUGUUGUUUACCGUGAUCUAAAGCUGGAGAAUCUGAUGCUGGAUAAAGACGGCCACGUAAAAAUCACUGAUUUUUUCCUUUGUAAGGAGGGCAUUACCCCUGAUGCUACCAUGAAAACGUUCUGUGGUACUCCUGAAUAUCUGGCUCCUGAGGUCCUAGAAGACAAUGAUUAUGGACGGGCGGUGGACUGGUGGGGGCUGGGUGUAGUCAUGUAUGAGAUGAUGUGUGGCCGCCUGCCUUUCUACAACCAGGACCAUGAGCGUCUGUUUGAGCUCAUCCUCAUGGAGGAGAUCCGUUUCCCCAGGAAUCUGUCUCCAGAGGCCAAGGCACUCCUGGCCGGCCUGCUGAAGAAGGACCCCAAACAGAGGUUGGGUGGCGGUCCCAAUGAUGCCAAAGAAGUAAUGAGUCACAAGUUUUUCAUUACCAUCAACUGGCAGGAUGUGGUACAGAAAAAGCUCACACCACUAUUCAGACCGCAGGUGACGUCGGAGACGGACACGCGGUACUUUGAUGAUGAGUUCACAGCGCAGACCAUCACGCUCACCCCCCCGGACAAGUAUCACAGCUUGGACUGCGAGGAACCUGGCCAACAAGCACAUUUCCCCCAGUUCUCCUACUCUGCUAGCAUCAGAGAGUGAUAGCAUCUCUCAC
Molecule: messenger RNA, 1541 nt
Organism: Gymnodraco acuticeps
Lineage: Eukaryota; Metazoa; Chordata; Actinopteri; Perciformes; Bathydraconidae
Product: RAC-beta serine/threonine-protein kinase-like
Biological process (GO): protein phosphorylation
Molecular function (GO): ATP binding; protein serine/threonine kinase activity
Source: RefSeq, a predicted model, not a curated record